Daktulosphaira vitifoliae (grape phylloxera) is the source of this 2151-nucleotide messenger RNA. RefSeq names its product glycoprotein-N-acetylgalactosamine 3-beta-galactosyltransferase 1-like. Gene Ontology annotation, molecular function: N-acetylgalactosaminide beta-1,3-galactosyltransferase activity. The transcript has 10 exons. The record is from RefSeq and is a predicted model, not a curated record. The coding region runs from base 478 to 1710 and encodes 410 amino acids. Lineage: Eukaryota; Metazoa; Arthropoda; Insecta; Hemiptera; Phylloxeridae. Gene Ontology annotation, cellular component: membrane.
CACUGCUACAGAAAUUUAAAAUGUUAGUAUUAUUUGACUCGUUGUGAUGGAAAAAUAAUCUGUGUACAAACUAUUCUAUUACUAAUUAAAUACAGUAAUAACUGAUAAGAUAAUGAAAAAUGGAAGUUAUAUACUCUGAAGGCUUACCGACUAAGUGUUAAAGCCUGCCAUGGUCUAUUCAAUUAAGUAUUUUGUACGCUCUUUGCACAAAUAUACUUAAACCAUCAUAGUAUAUGUCAGAAAUUGAGUUAUGUCUUUCUUUAGUUUGCGAAUCUUCUCGUUCUUCUUUAAAAUAAAUAUAUUUACCUUCUAUGCAUGGAAUUAAUUUUAUAUAAAUUAUAUCACAUGAUGUGUACCAAUACAAUUCAUCUCGUCAAAUAAUAUUAGUAAACGAGUGAUGACUGCUAUAUUAUGUUUAUUAAAUACUUGCACGGAUUUUGAUCAAUACAUCUAAGUUAAUCUUUAAUAUAUACUAAAAUGAAGAAUGAUAAAAUGUCAUAUGUUCGAUUUAAUCAUCAGAAAAUAACUCAUCAAAUAAAACGGAUAUAUUCUUUGAAAUCUAGAGAUAUUUUAUAUUUCAAUCGACCAGGCAUUAGUAAAAAUUCUCUCCUAACCUUCUUAAUUGGUGUCGUAUUUGGUCUAUUUUUUGCUUAUACUGUAAUAUCUGUUAGUGAAUGUCAUUUCAAAGACAUUGCAAUAUUUCCUUCAAAAUAUUCUUAUAAAAUUUAUCGUGAUCCUCAUUCUCAUGGCCACAAUGAUGAUGGAGAAACUAUUGAUGAUAACAUUGAAAUUAAAUCUCAUGGAGAGAAUGAGACAUUACAUUUCCAAGAAGAUACUGUAGCUCAAGAACUUAAAAAAAAAAUGAGAGUCCUUUGUUGGAUAAUGACUAAUCCCAAUACACAUAUGAAAAAAGCAAGACAUGUUAAAGCUACCUGGGGAAAAAGAUGUAAUACACUACUUUUCAUGAGCACUGCUGAAGAAAAAAGUUUACCUACAGUUGUUUUACCUGUCAAAGAAGGAAGAAAUCAUUUAUGGGGUAAAACUAAAGAAGCUUUUAAAUAUAUUUAUAAGAAUUAUAAGAAUUAUGACUAUGUUCUUAAAGCUGAUGAUGAUACAUAUGUUAUAGUUGAAAAUUUAAGAUAUAUGUUAUCAUCAUAUGAUCCAAAUUCUGCUAUUUAUUUGGGGUGUCGAUUUAAACCUUUUGUUAAACAAGGUUAUAUGAGUGGUGGCGCAGGUUAUUUAUUAAGUAAAGAAUCAGUGCGGAGGUUUGUAGAAGAAGCAAUACCGAAUAAACAAUGUCGUCAGGAUACUGGUGGUGCUGAAGAUGUUGAAAUUGGUAUAUGUUUACAAUUAGUUGGUGUAAAAGCUGGCGAUACUAGAGAUGCUUUAGGACGUGGACGUUUUUUUCCAUUUAUUCCAGAACAUCAUCUUAUACCUGGUCAUACAACUCCUGAUUUUUGGUAUUGGCAAUAUUUAUAUUAUCCAGGUGUAGAGGGAAUGGACUGUUGUUCAGAUACAGCAAUUUCAUUUCAUUAUGUGUCUCCUAAUCAAAUGUAUGUAUUAGAAUAUUUGAUUUAUCAUUUGCGGCCUUAUGGAUUGUCACAGAAAAUUGAUGUUACAUUAACUAAAAAUAAAGAUAUAAAGGAAAAUAUUAAUAGUAAUAUCAAAACCGAUAGUUUAGUAAAUAAAAAUUUUAAUGUAUCGACAUAGAUUGUUUUACAUUUCAAAUGACAACUAAAUUGUCAAUAACAAAUAAACGUUUUUUUAAGCAUAAUUAAUUGAUACUCACUAUAUCAGUGCCAUGAAAUUGCUUUAUAUUAGGGCUUACUCAAAAUGUCCUAUUGAAAUAAUUUUAAUAAUUUGUGAAAAAUUCUAGUCAAUUUGCUCAUUGUAAAAUAUUAAUAUUUCCAAAAUAUUUUCAAGAGCUUGAAAUUACUCUAUUUGUCUCUCUAUUCAAUAUUAACAAUAAAUAAUUAUUUAUCAUUAAUUAUUUUAAGGAUUUUGUUAGUUAAUAAUAUUUUUCUAUUAAUAUUUAAAAGUUAUAAAUAUAAUUGUAUUAAAACCAAAGAAUUUGUAUUAUAAUAGGGAUUUCUUUGUUUACAAUGAUUACAUUGGUUAUAAAUAUUUUUAUUAUUCAUAAUUCAUUAAAAG